UUUUGUUUUGUGAGUUUUCUAUCCGUUUCGUUGACUUUGAGUAUUUUCGUGUUUAUAAGAACACGUUACUGUAAUCCCACUAAAUUGGAAGUUACACAAUUUGUAAGCAGCAUAUUUUCCUUUGACAGAGUGAAGACAGGGCGGCUUGAAAGGUGGAAUUCAACACUUCGGAGUAACCCGAGCACCUUGCUAACUAGUAACGUUAACGUAGUAGGCUAACGUUAGUUCGGGAGGGGAGCCGAUCCAACGAAACCAUGGGGAACCGGGGGAUGGAAGAUUUGAUCCCCCUUAUCAACAAACUUCAGGACGCUUUCAGUUCCAUCGGCCAGAGUUGUAACUUGGACCUACCGCAAAUUGCUGUGGUCGGUGGACAGAGUGCUGGAAAAAGCUCGGUCUUGGAAAAUUUCGUUGGCAGGGAUUUUCUUCCUCGAGGAUCAGGCAUUGUCACCCGUAGACCUCUGAUCCUGCAGCUGUGCUUUAACAAAGCCGAGUAUGCAGAGUUCCUACACUGUAAAGGGAGGAAGUUUGUGGACUUUGAGGAGGUCCGGGCGGAGAUUGAGGCGGAGACAGACAGGAUCACAGGCUCCAACAAGGGCAUCUCCCCCAUCCCCAUCAACCUCCGGGUCUACUCCCCUAACGUGUUAAACCUGACUCUGAUCGACCUGCCGGGGAUGACUAAGGUGGCAGUGGGGGACCAGCCGCUGGACAUAGAGCACCAGAUCAGGGACAUGCUGCUGCAGUUCAUCACCAAGGAGAGCUGCCUCAUCCUGGCCGUCACCCCCGCCAACCAGGACCUGGCCAACUCCGACGCCCUCAAGAUUGCCAAGGAGGUGGACCCACAGGGUCUGCGCACUAUUGGCGUGAUCACAAAGCUGGACCUGAUGGACGAAGGGACGGAUGCUAAAGACAUCCUGGAGAACAAACUGCUACCUCUGCGUAGAGGUUAUAUCGGCGUUGUGAACCGCAGUCAGAAGGACAUAGAUGGCAGGAAGGACAUCCGUGCUGCGCUGGCUGCUGAGAGGAAGUUCUUCCUGUCUCACCCGGGCUACAGACACAUGGCCGAGCGCAUGGGCACCCCACACCUGCAGAAACAACUAAACCAGCAACUGACCAACCACAUCAGGGACACUCUGCCUGGGCUGCGCAGUAAGCUGCAGAGCCAGGUGCUCUCCCUGGAGAAAGAGGUGGAGGAGUACAAGAACUUCCGUCCCGACGACCCCACACGCAAGACCAAGGCCCUGCUGCAGAUGGUGCAGCAGUUUGGGGUGGACUUUGAGAAGCGUAUCGAGGGCUCUGGGGACCAGGUGGACACAGCGGAGUUGUCGGGCGGUGCCAAAAUCAACCGGAUCUUCCACGAGCGCUUCCCCUUCGAGCUGGUCAAGAUUGUGUUUGAUGAGAAGGAGUUGAGGAGGGAGAUCAGUCAUGCCAUCAAGAAUGUCCAUGGUGUCAGAACGGGCCUGUUCACUCCCGACCUGGCGUUUGAGGCCAUUGUGAAAAAGCAGAUCAUUAAGCUGAAAGAGCCCUGUAUCAAAUGUAUCGACCUUGUCAUUCAGGAGCUCAUCAACACAGUCAGGCAGUGCACCAACAAGCUGGGUUCUUACCCCCGGCUGAGAGAGGAGACCGAGAGGAUCGUCACCACCUACGUCAGAGAGAGAGAGGGCAAGACCAAGGACCAGGUGAUGCUGCUGAUUGACAUUGAGCUGUCCUACAUCAACACCAACCACGAGGACUUUAUAGGCUUCGCCAAUCUUGACUUCAGAAGGCACGAUGAUGGUAGCCCACCAGGGUACGGCAACAACAGUGCCCAGCAGAGAAAUACACAUCAGAACAAGAAGAGGGCCAUUCCAAACCAGGGUGAGAUUCUGGUCAUCCGCAAAGGCUGGCUCACCAUCAACAUCAGCAUCAUGAAGGGAGGCUCCAAGGAGUACUGGUUCGUCCUGACCGCAGAGUCACUAUCCUGGUACAAGGAUGAGGAGGAGAAAGAGAAGAAGUACAUGCUUCCCCUAGAUAACCUCAAGCUGAGGGAUGUGGAGAAAGGCUUCAUGUCCACCAAACAUGUAUUUGGCGUCUUCAACACUGAAUCCAGCAGGAAUGUGUAUAAGGACCUUCGUCAGAUUGAGUUGGCCUGUGACACCCAGGAGGACGUGGACAGUUGGAAAGCCUCCUUCCUGAGGGCUGGGGUCUACCCUGAGAAGGACCAGGUGGACACUGAGGAUACGGCCCCGUCAGAAACCUUCUCCAUGGACCCCCAGCUGGAGAGGCAGGUGGAGACCAUCCGUAACCUGGUGGACUCCUACAUCGGCAUUGUCAACAAGUCCAUCAGGGACCUCAUGCCCAAGACCAUCAUGCACCUCAUGAUCAACAGCGCUAAGGACUUCAUCCACUCAGAGCUGCUGGCCUACCUGUACUCAUCAGGUGACCAAAACAGCCUGAUGGAGGAGUCAGCUGACCAGGCGCAGCGCCGCGACGAGAUGCUCCGCAUGUACCACGCCCUCAAGGAGGCACUGCACAUCAUCGGUGACAUCACCACCACCACCGUGACGGUCCCCGUGCCGCCGCCCGUCAACGACAGCUGGAUGCAGGAAGCCAGUCCUACCCCCCAGCGCCGCCCCCCGGCCGCAGCAGCCCCUCCCCCAAGCCGUCCUCCUGCAGUGAGUGGCCCAAGGCCGGGACCUCCCCUCAACCCCUCCCCAGCAUUUGGGGGGCCCCCCAUCCCCUCUCGCCCUGGCCCGCCGCCCAUUAACGCCUUUGGCAGCAACAACCAUCAGGACCCUUUCAGUGCCCCCCCACUGAUCCCCUCUCGGCCUGCUCGCAUCCCCCCUGGCGUGCCCAGGCGGCCUGCUCCUGCUCGUCGUAACCAGUGGUGACCUUGCCCCAAAGCAGGAUAGGAUUGGAGAUGCACUGUCCACAAACCAGCAAGAGAACCAGACCUGCGAAGAAUCAUAAACCUUGAACACCUUAACCUUAAAUAUUCUCCAAAGAAUAGGUUUCGGAGCUGAUUAUACUCUAAAAGCCAUAACUUAGUUUAUAACAUUAAAUACCAGAGUUUUUCAAUGGCAACGGUCAAACGUACUCGUUUUACAAUAACUGACAGCAUUUCAGGAAAAUCAGCCUCCUUUAAAAAAAAAAAAUCCUAAAUUGAAAUGAGAUCUCAUUGCAUAAGCUGUAAUAAAAUACGGAGAGAACUGUCACGUGGUAAAGAAGACAACUUUACUCUCACUCACCAUCUCAUUAAAACUGUUAAAGGCCCAGUGCAGUCAAAAGUGUGAUAUUUAUAUGCUUUAUAUAUUGUUCCACACUUAUGAGGUUGAAAUAAUACUGUGACAAUUAUAAUAAUGCACUUUUAAGUGUAAGGGCGGUUUGAAAAAAAUACCUGAAAUUUCAGCCUGUUUUGGUGGGAUGGAGUUUUAGCCUGCCUGUUGUCAUCACCAGGCUGUAUAUUAGUUCAUCCACCAGUAAGAAAGAGACUUCCAAACCUUUCUGCCAAUAACAGCAGUUUCCCCUCCCCACUCAGACCACUCCCAGUUUCCCCUCCCCGCUCAGACCACUCCCAGUUUCCCCCUCCCCGCUCAGACCACUCCCAGUUUCCCCCUCCCCGCUCAGACCACCCCCAGUUUCCCCCUCCCCGCUCAGACCACUCCCAGUUUCCCCCUCCCCGCUCAGACCACUCCCAGUUUCCCCCUCCCCGCUCAGACCACUCCCAGUUUCCCCCUCCCCGCUCAGACCACCCCCAGUUUCCCCCUCCCCGCUCAGACCACUCCCAGUUUCCCCCUCCCCGCUCAGACCACUCCCAGUUUCCCCCUCCCCGCUCAGACCACUCCCAGUUUCCCCCUCCCUGCUCAGACCACUCCCAGUUUCCCCCUCCCCGCUCAGACCACUCCCAGUUUCCCCCUCCCCGCUCAGACCACUCCCAGUUUCCCCCUCCCCGCUCAGACCACUCCCAGUUUCCCCCUCCCCGCUCAGACCACUCCCAGUUUCCCCCUCCCCGCUCAGACCACUCCCAGUUUCCCCCUCCCUGCUCAGACCACUCCCAGUUUCCCCCUCCCCGCUCAGACCACUCCCAGUUUCCCCCUCCCCGCUCAGACCACUCCCAGUUUCCCCCUCCCCGCUCAGACCACUCCCAGUUUCCCCCUCCCCGCUCAGACCACUCCCAGACAGUCCUAGCAACAUUCUUGGUUGACAAAUUUCUCUUUGCUAAGAAGCUGCUUUUGUUUUGUUUUCAGUUUUAAAAAAUGUAAAUAAUCACAGUAAGGUACUUAAUUGUUACCCAGAAAGUAUUUGAUUUUGAGAUAAAACAGCUGCAUUGGGCCUUUAAUAGCUAGCACCUACCCAGACUGUUCUAGAAGUGUGGGGGAUGUAUUCUGAAAUCUCCAUCCCCUCCAGUGGUUUUAGCGAGCUGUAGCCUGGCUGAAUUCUGACACCACUUUCAGUACGGGUUCAACUUCUGUUCACUAUUUCCAUACUAAACAAACAUUGAGAAAAUGAAAUUAUUUUUGUACUGAUCAAAUUGUUUGACUGCUCAUGUGCCAAAUUCGUAAUGAAAUCCAGUGAUUGUUUGUGUUAGCUAUCUCCUGGGGCAUAACCUCUCCUCUUGGUUUUAUGUACAGUGCAGUUUUGAAAUAUGGGCAUUUCUCAAUAGAUUAGUGUCUGAAUGACUAUUGAACACGUUUGUAGAACUCCUAUAAAAAUGAAGUGUAGAAGUUUGGUUUAUUUACAUGAUUGUAAAUACAUUGUGUGUAGGUGGAACUGUAGAUUAUUUGAGAUCAGCAUUGCUACAGUUAAUCAUUUGACGUGUCAGUUGGGGAACACCACAUGGGAUGAUGACAGCCCUUAAUAUUAUAUGGUAGUGUAUUGGGAGGGUCCCAAAAACCAAAUGGUAAGGUGACUAUUUGAAGGGAUGAGGUGAAGGAUGUUAGGAACACUUCAAUGAAUCAGGUAGUGCUGGGUCCUCCACUGCUGAGUGAGCACAGAAGCAUACAAAGCUUUUAACAGCGAGGGUCAUGUCAUGUUCAGAAGAGAACUUCAAACCAUGUAUGUUCCAGUGGAUGCCUUGCGCAAGGGUCAGACGGUAGAGCAUUGUGCUUGCAACACCAAGGGUCGUAGGUUUGAAUCCUGCUGGGGCCACUCAUACGUGAAAUGUAUGCACGGAUGACUGUAAAUCACUUUGAAUAAAGACCUCUUCUAUAUGGCAUAUGCUGUAUGUUAUCAUUAUACAGUUUAUUUAUACUGUAGUAAGGGUAGUUGUAUGAAGAAGGGCAUAUACCGGUAAUGUGAUUAUAAUGUAGUACAAUGUCAAUAAUAGAUCCAACUGAUGUCAACUGCAGAACUUUGCGAUAUGCCUUUAAUCCAGUGCUGUUUUAUGGUAGCCAAUAAGAUUGCCUUAUUUUCUUUCGCUGCACACUUUUGACACUCAAAUUUGCACUAUUGUACCUAUAAUUGAAAGGAAUGGAUCAUUGAGAUUUUAUGGUUUUAUAAAUACAAUAAUUUUUUCAAAUGAAUGAUUGGAUCUUGUUUUGUGGUGUUGGAGGUGUAUAUAUCAACUAUGAUUGUGGUUGACUUUGCAACAUUCUCCUGGCAGGGAUACUUUUUUGAAUGUCUCAACUCUUUGGCUUCAUCUCACCAGAUCUCUGUCAAACACUAUACAUUUCAAUAAAAAUGUAAUAUCUGUAAAUCAAUAAAACCAUCCCAUGAGGACAGCCA
Oncorhynchus kisutch (coho salmon) is the source of this 5700-nucleotide messenger RNA. Its product is annotated as dynamin-2. Gene Ontology annotation, biological process: synaptic vesicle budding from presynaptic endocytic zone membrane; receptor internalization. NCBI's taxonomy places the organism in Eukaryota, Metazoa, Chordata, Actinopteri, Salmoniformes, Salmonidae. The record is from RefSeq and is a predicted model, not a curated record. Gene Ontology annotation, molecular function: microtubule binding; GTP binding; GTPase activity. The coding region runs from base 255 to 2867 and encodes 870 amino acids. The transcript has 22 exons. Gene Ontology annotation, cellular component: plasma membrane; cytoplasm; microtubule.